AUCUGCCCGGGCUAACCAUAGACAUCAUAAAGGGGCGCUGUGCAGAGUUCUUCAAUGCUUGGAUGGGCAUAAAGACAUGGGCUCAAUCAUGGUUUUCAGAUCGUAUAAUAGCCGCACACACGGUGUUUGUAACAAACCGGAUAUCGCCACAGACACUGCAAGCAUGGCCGACAAGACACCGAAGGAGCAGUCUGAGGCUGCUUUCGCGAAAAGGAUAGACCCAACGAAAGAAGACCUUUCAAAUGAACAAACGUAUUUUAUAAGACAAGUCGAACUUGCACAGUGGAAGAAGAAAACGUCACAUCUAAGAGGCCGAAAUGUUGCAACGGGACUUGCUAUUGGAGCCAUGGUGAUGGGCAUCUAUGGCUACACGUUUUACUCGGUGUCACAGGAGAAGAUAAUGGACGAGUUGGACGCAGAAGCCAAAGUUGCGCGACUGAGAGGGCCAAAGACGGGGGCCAACUGAAAUGGACUCAGCUACUGGAGUGAUGUUCCUCUCAGCCUGGCUUGUCACUUGCACUGGAAAGGGACUCUUUCCUGACAAUUAUGGCAGUAUCUGCAUCAUAUUCCACAGUUAGCUACUGUUGCUAUAGAUGCACUGUCAGACAGUAUAGAAUUGGUUGUGUUUUGUGUUGUUGACAAAAUUGUCCAUAUUGUGAUUGACAUGUAUUGUCAGUGGAAUGCGUGAUCCAUUGUUGCCCAAAACUGGCAAGUUUCAGUAAGCAUUAUACCAUAAUAUUGCCAUUAAAAAGCCACUAGUUCCAUUGUGUAAAAUAAUUAAACAGAAUCAUGGUAAAUCCAGAAGAUGAAGAGAAGUAAUUCAACUACUUUAAAACUGAUACUCUUUUUACAGUGGCCUUACUUGGCGUCAUUAAUGGAGUUAAACAAAAUAAAAAAUAUAUAUACAUUAUAAAAUGUUAACAAAGUAUGAUAGAAUAUUGAGUUGUGCACAGUACUUUUUUUUUCUUUCUAAUACAAAUUAAAUCAAUGUGAGGCA
Molecule: messenger RNA, 997 nt
Organism: Hypomesus transpacificus
Lineage: Eukaryota; Metazoa; Chordata; Actinopteri; Osmeriformes; Osmeridae
Product: cytochrome c oxidase assembly factor 3 homolog, mitochondrial
Exons: 2
Coding region: 77-466 (129 amino acids)
Biological process (GO): mitochondrial respiratory chain complex IV assembly
Cellular component (GO): mitochondrial inner membrane
Source: RefSeq, a predicted model, not a curated record